AUGGUCGCUGUGGUCUACUGGUUUCGAAAGGCGCUGCGCCUGCACGACAACCCCGCGCUGAUCGCCGCCGCCGAGGGCGCGUCUUCGCUCUACCCAGUCUACUGCCUCGACCCGAAGACCUGCUCGCGCGCGCGCGGCGCGUGGACCAACCCCAACCGGAUGCGGUUCCUACUCGAGUCGCUCGCCGAUCUGGACGCGUCGCUCCGCAAGCUCAACUCGCGGCUCAUUGUGCUGCACGGUGACCCGGUUGAGGCGCUGCCCGCCGCCUGCAAGGAGUGGUCCGCCUCGCGCCUGGCGUACGAGCUCGACUACGAGCAGUACUCGCUGCGCCGCGACAAGGCCGUGCGCUCGCAAGCCGAGCAGGCCGGCCUCGAGGUGGUGACGCGUGUCGGCCACACGCUGGUCGACCCCGAGGCGCUGCUGCUGCUCUCACGUGGCGCACCCGUCACGUCGUACGACAAGUUCCGCGGCCUGCUCGCCCAGGAGCUCAAGGCGCGCCCCGUCACGACGCUGCCGCCGCCAGCCUCGCUGCCGCCGCCCGGGCGCACCGCUGCUCCCCACGCCAUCCCCUCCCUCGAGGAGCUCGGCCUCGAGCCGAUGGGCGACGCGGCCGUCAUCGCGCGCGGCGGGGAGGGCGCCGCACUCCGCGCGAUGGAGGCGCACCUGCGCCGGCGCGACUGGAUCGCCAGCUUCGAGAAGCCAAAGACCUCGCCCACCGAGAUGCUCGCCGGCGGCCCGUUCGACGCGGGCGCCGGCCGCUCCACGACAGUCCUCUCGCCGUACCUCACCUUUGGCUGCCUGUCGAGCCGGCUGCUCUACGAGCGCGUCGCCGCCGUGUACGCGGAGGCGGCGCCGCGCCACUCGCAGCCGCCCGUCUCGCUGCACGGCCAGCUGCUCUGGCGCGAGUUUUACGUCUGCUGCAUGCACGCGACGCCAAACUACCGCCGGAUGGCUGGCAACCCGAUCUGCAGGCAGAUCUCGUGGGGCGAGGACGCGGCGCUGGUGGCGGCGUGGCGCGAGGGGCGGACUGGGUACCCGUGGAUCGACGCCGCGAUGACGCAGCUGCGGCGCGAGGGCUGGAUCCACCACCUCGCGCGCCACGCCGUCGCCUGCUUCCUGACGCGCGGCGACCUGUGGCAGAGCUGGGAGACGGGCGCUGCCGUCUUCGAGGAGUACCUGCUCGACGCGGACGAGGCGAUCAACUUUGGCAACUGGAUGUGGCUCUCGUGCUCGUGCUUCUUCUACCAGUACUUUCGCUGCUACUCGCCGGUCGCCUUUCCGCAAAAGUACGACAAGCAGGGCGCCUACGUCCGGCACUGGCUGCCGCAGCUCGCGCGCCUCCCGGCAAAGUACAUCUACGAGCCGUGGAAGGCGCCCAUCGCGGUGCAGAAGGAGGCGGGCUGCAUCAUCGGGGUCGACUACCCCAAGCCCAUCGUCGACCACCAGGCAGCCGCCGCC
Emiliania huxleyi CCMP1516 is the source of this 1458-nucleotide messenger RNA. RefSeq lists its product as hypothetical. Gene Ontology annotation, cellular component: nucleus; cytoplasm. Gene Ontology annotation, biological process: circadian regulation of gene expression; entrainment of circadian clock by photoperiod. Gene Ontology annotation, molecular function: FAD binding; DNA binding. NCBI's taxonomy places the organism in Eukaryota, Haptophyta, Isochrysidales, Noelaerhabdaceae. The transcript has 2 exons. The record is from RefSeq and is a predicted model, not a curated record. The annotation marks the transcript as partial.